Messenger RNA from Ilyonectria robusta, 406 nucleotides. RefSeq names its product 60S ribosomal protein L37. NCBI's taxonomy places the organism in Eukaryota, Fungi, Ascomycota, Sordariomycetes, Hypocreales, Nectriaceae. Gene Ontology annotation, cellular component: ribosome; cytosolic large ribosomal subunit. The record is from RefSeq and is a predicted model, not a curated record. Gene Ontology annotation, molecular function: structural constituent of ribosome; RNA binding. The transcript has 4 exons. Gene Ontology annotation, biological process: translation. The coding region runs from base 100 to 390 and encodes 96 amino acids.
AGGGCUAGAGAGUGCAAUUCGACACUCCACCAAAAAAGCCCUCCAAAUUGAGAAUUUCUCGAUCGCCAUCCAACUAACCGCCCAAACACCACAGCCAAGAUGACGAAGGGUACCUCCAGCUUCGGUAAGCGUCACAACAAGACGCACACCUUGUGCCGACGAUGCGGUCGUCGCUCGCUUCACGUCCAGAAGCAUGAGUGCUCGUCUUGCGGCUACCCUUCUGCCAAGAUCCGCAAGUACAACUGGUCCGAGAAGGCGAAGCGAAGAAAGACUGUCGGCACCGGCCGCACCCGCUACCUCAAGGGCGUCUCCCGGCGAUUCAAGAACGGCUUCCAGACCGGCCAGCCCAAGAACGCGCGGGGCACCACCAGCAAGUCCGAGUCCUCGUAAACGGGGCACCGGAACC